Thlaspi arvense is the source of this 806-nucleotide messenger RNA. The record is from the annotation of a GenBank genome assembly. Lineage: Eukaryota; Viridiplantae; Streptophyta; Magnoliopsida; Brassicales; Brassicaceae.
GUUUCAACAGAUUCUCAGCUUCUCUGAAAAAAAAGCUUCUGAUCAUCAGUCUUCUUGUUUCUAUUGAAUAUUUUUGGUUUCGAAUUUUAGAGUUUCUCAAAGAGAGAAAAUGGCGUCUCAUCAAGAACAGAGUUACAAAGCUGGUGAAACUCGAGGCAAGACACAGGAGAAGACAGGGGAAGCUAUGCGAACGAUGAGGGAGAAGACAGAGGCAGCUAAGGAAAAAACUCAGGGAGCAGCUCUGACAGCCCAAGACAAGGCCCAUGAAACAGCUCAAUCAGCUAAAGACAAGACAUCGCAAGCUGGACAAACAACUCAACAGAAAGCUCAAGAGUCCAAGGAUAAAACGGGAAGCUACAUGUCAGAGACCGGAGAAGCAGCCAAGAACAAGGCACAAGAUGCGGCAGAGUAUACCAAAGAAACCGCAGAAGCUGGAAAGGAUAAGACCAGUGGGUUCUUGGGCCAAACCGGUGAGCAAGUGAAGCAAAUGGCUAUGGGAGCUACUGAUACGGUUAAGCACACUUUAGGGUUUGGUACUGAUGAAGGAAACAAAGAACAUGUUUCUUCAGAUCCAAGUACUACUACUACGACUACUACUCAUGCGACACAGAGGAAGUGAGAUAAAGAUUUGUUUUUCAGUUCUUGAUUUCAUGUUUGUUUGUUUGUUUGUUUUGAUAGUUUCUGUUGUGUUUGUGUGCUUAUGUUGAUCAUUGUUGUUUAUUGGGUUUGAAUACUUUUUAUGUAUUGGUAUGGUUGUAUUUGAGCUUGUUUUGCUGAAUAAAAAUUAUAUUUGAUAUAGUUCUGCA